Neofelis nebulosa (Clouded leopard) is the source of this 2929-nucleotide messenger RNA. It is a transcript of the gene TMEM182, whose product is annotated as transmembrane protein 182. NCBI's taxonomy places the organism in Eukaryota, Metazoa, Chordata, Mammalia, Carnivora, Felidae. The transcript is spliced from 5 exons. The record is from RefSeq and is a predicted model, not a curated record. Gene Ontology annotation, cellular component: membrane. Bases 194 to 883 code for a protein of 229 amino acids.
AGGGAAUACAAAUCCACCCACUGGGUACGAGUGAGAAGUCACCAAAACAUGAGCUAGGAGAGGCUUCUAAAGGAGAUCCUGCCUACUCGAAAAAUCUUUCUUAUUUUUCUUAUUUUUUUUUUAAUUGAGAAGCUACGUGUCUGCCAUUUUUUUAAUUUCUAAGUUUAUUUAAAGGGAAACCAGUGGCUUGAAGAUGAGACUAAAUAUUGCCAUUUUCUUUGGGGCUCUCUUUGGUGCUUUGGGGGUUUUACUCUUUUUGGUGGCUUUUGGAUCGGAUUACUGGCUUCUUGCAACUGAAGUGGGGAAGUGUUCAGGUGAACAGAAUAUAGAGAAUGUCACUUUCCACCAUGAAGGAUUCUUCUGGAGAUGUUGGUUUAAUGGGAUUGCGGAAGAGAAUGAUUCCAGUAUCUGGAAGUUCUGGUACACCAAUCAGCCACCGUCCAAGAACUGCAUGCACGCUUACCUGUCACCAUAUCCCUUCACGAGAGGGGAACACAAUUCAACCUCCUAUGACUCUGCUGUUAUUUACCGUGGUUUCUGGGCAGUCCUGAUGCUUCUGGGGGUCGUCGCCGUGGUGACUGCAAGCUUUCUGAUCAUCUGUGCAGCCCCCUUCGCGAGCCAUGUUCUCUAUAAAGCCGGCGGAGGCGGGUACAUUGCUGCAGGCAUCCUGUUUUCCCUGGUGGUGAUGCUGUAUGUCAUCUGGGUCCAAGCAGUGGCUGACAUGGAAGGCUACAAAAACAUGAAAAUGAGAGACUGCUUGGAGUUCACCCCUUCUGUUCUCUAUGGCUGGUCAUUUUUUCUGGCCCCAGCGGGGAUAUUUUUUUCUUUGCUAGCAGGAUUACUAUUUCUAGUUAUUGGACGGCAUAUUCAGAUACAUCACUAAUCAAACAGUUGCCUCCCAUGUUUUCUUGAGCAUAUUCAGAUACAUCACUAAUCAAACUGUUGCCACCCAUGUUUUCUUGAGAGGUUUUAGAAGAGAGAAUUUUUUUUUUCAUUUUGUUUUGGUGAUCCCAGCAUAGAAUUAGUUGGUGAGCUAUUUAGUUGCUAUUUGAAGUUCACUUUUAUAUUUUACUUGUGAUUUCCCCUAAUAGGAAGGUCCUAGAGUCUUUCCCAACAGCCACAUGUGUCCAUCUCACAUAGGUGCUAUCAAGAACCUAGUUCUGUAAGGAGCAGGUAACAUGGGCCUCCCUUUCAUUGCACCUGUUAAAGCUCACGCAGGUUACAAAGGCCUGUUAAUGGCAUAACACCACCACCUGGGCCAAUGAAGCUUUGAUUGAAAGCUUCCUUCUUGGCGUUCACUUCUGCUGCUAUUAAAAAAAAAAUCUUUGGAGAAUAAUUAAGAACAGAAUAUAAAUGUUGUCAGAGAACUUACUCCAUUUCUUCUCCACACACAUGCGUAUCCCCAUACACAUUCACUGACUCCUGUGAGCCAAUUAUUUAUGACUUAAAAAUAGAUAGCAGUGUGCUAUCAGUUAAACACAUUGGCUGGAAUGGGCCACAACCAGACUGAGAAUGUGUGCUUAUUCCACAUUCUCCCCAACAGUGGUUUGGUUACUUACUUAAUCACCUAGGUUACUUAAUUGUGCAUGCUUACAUAAACCUUAAACUAUGUUUAAAAGUGGCAAAUCUGCACUGCCAAAUUACAUAUGAUGCAGACUGGGUUUUCACGAGCUCAGUGGAUUAAUUAUAUGUAACAUGGCUGAAAAUAUGUAACAACCAAGCACCUUAGCUUAGUUCAGAGUUCUGUUUGAUAUUUUAAAAUUCCUAUUUAAAAUUAUAGGCUAAUAUGUUCAGCAUGUGAAAAUUUAUCGAUGAAAUGUGCUUUUAAUAUGCACUAGCUAUAAACUUUCAAAAUAUUUCCACAUGAAAUAAUAGCCUUGCUGUAUUAAAGACCAUGAAAUAGUAACUUUCCCCAAGAUUUUCUAGGUUGUAGUUCUUCUGAUAAUUUGAUUCCCUUAAUUAUUGUCUCUCAGUUCCUUCAUCUUUACAAUAGGUAUUUUAACAUUUACAGAUCUGCUAUUUCCUUUAACCUCCUGGAAGAAAACUUUGUGCUGGUUGGUGAAUAAUUCUUUCUUACUUGCUAGUGUAGACAUGUAGAUGUUUUGCAUAUCAAAGAUGUUUGUUUGGCACUAAUUUUCGUUGAAAUCAAAUCCAUCUGAGAAGCCCACGUUGCAUUUGCAUCUUGGAAACCUCCACCAAGGAGCAGUUUGGUGUUGGUGAGGGAACAGAGAACCUGUGUGGUAUGAGAGCUUUGUUCUGGACACAGCAUUUUGCUCUGCGGCCCUUGUGAAUACCUAAGGCAGGACUCAGAGACAAAUUAAGAGUGACCACCGAGAAGAUGCUGUGGGAUAGAGGGGCUAUUGCUUUCCAUUCCUCGGUUCCCCUGAUGGAGAGAUCGCCUGUCUUCUUACACAUCUAUCCUUUCCGUUAACCUGUUUCAGUGGGAGGGAUUUCUGGAGGGAUCACCACCGUCUGAGGUAUCUGCAGAAUCAUGAGGGCAUUUUAAUGUUUAGUGACAGGAUUCGCAUGCAAUAAAAACCAAACACAAGAAUACAAGACAAAAAAAAAGCUUCAGGGGUUUAACUGGUUUCUCAAGCCAUCUGAGUUAUAUCAUAAAUGUUUUUUGUGAUCCUUGCCUUUGUCUUUUUCUGUUUUCAUUUUUAUAUUGCUCCGUUUACUUUGCUUUUGGCUUGAUUAUUAGAAAAAUAAUUAUGGGUUCUGUUAUGCAUAUUUGCUGUGAUAUUAAGUUAUGGCAUGCCAUUAAGUUUUCCAGACGAUGCUAGAUGUAUUUGAUUAGUUCAUGUCAUCUGUAAAUACAAUUCCUUUUUGUAGAACUUUGGAAUGGAGCCUUUUUUCUAGUGUAUUAUAUGUCAUUUAAAUUUCACAUACAAGCUGCUUUCAGUAAAGGUUUGAAUAUUUAUAAAUUUCA